GGCUGGGUCUGGGGGGGUUGGCAACUCUGCAGAGCAGUUCUGCUGACUGCAGUAGAGAGGGACUACCUCAGUGCGUCAGCACUCUGAAAUGAAUGAAGAAAAAACGAAUCAGUCAGAUUGACUGCAGAGACAGAGAGGGAGAGAAGACUCUACACACUUUCUAAUCUUGAUCUUUUGCAUAGCUGUCCUCACAUGCGCUAGUGGCCAGGAGCACAUGCUCUGUAAGAUGUGAAGUACUCCCCAACCCCCCCACCGGUGCUAUAAAUCAAGAUGACCUUCCUUCUUUUCUUCCUCUUGGUCCUUUCCAAGAGCCGAGCUGACAGUUUUGAAGAGGCAUACAGUGACCUGGAACACUACAGGACAAUAUACACCUCAGAAAAUGGCCCCAGACUCUCAGUUGACACAGCACAACCCAAAGUAAUCUCUCAACGUGGAGGCAACGCCACACUGCAGUGCAAGUUCAAUCGGGAUCCCUCAUCUCCCCCAAAUCCCAAAAUGAGGAUUAAAUGGACUAAACUGACUUCAGACUAUCUGAAGGAAAUUGAUGUGUUUGUAGCUAUGGGCUUCCACAAAAAGAGCUAUGGUCGAUUCCAUGGCCGUGUACACCUGCAGGAUGCCAGCAAGAAUGAUGCCUCAUUGGUUAUCACUGACAUCACUCUGGAGGAUUAUGGGAAAUACAAGUGUGAAGUUAUCGAUGGCUUGGAGGAUGAUACUGCAGUUGUAUCCCUUGACCUGGAAGGCAUUGUGUUCCCAUAUUUUCCUCGACUGGGACGUUACAACCUGAACUUCGCUGAUGCUGAGAAAGCUUGCCGAGACCAGGAUGCCACUGUGGCAUCUUUCGAUCAGCUGUAUGAUGCAUGGAGAGACGGGUUGGAUUGGUGCAAUGCAGGGUGGCUCAAUGACGGAUCGGUGCAAUACCCCAUCACCAAACCAAGAGAGCCAUGUGGAGGCAAAAACACCAUUCCUGGUGUGAGGAAUUAUGGGAUGCGUGAUAAGCAAAAGGAAAGAUAUGAUGUCUUCUGUUUCACCUCUAACUACAAAGGACGUUUCUAUUAUCUGAUACACCCUUUCAAACUUUCAUAUGAUGAGGCAGUGCAGGCAUGUCAAAAGGACGGUGCUCAGAUCGCCAAAGUUGGGCAGAUGUACGCAGCAUGGAAGCUGCUGGGCUACGACCGCUGUGAUGCAGGCUGGCUGGCAGACGGCAGCGUACGUUACCCAAUCUCCAGACCACGCAGACGCUGCAGUCCCACGGAGGCUGCCGUCCGCUUCUCUGGUUUUCCAGACAAGAAGCACAAACUCUAUGGCGUCUACUGCUACAAGAGUGACAACUGAGCGUACCAACUGUACAGCUCAAGAACUAAGUGUGAUAAUGUAAGGCGUUAGUUUGAGUGCAUUAAAACUGUGACAAAGUCUCUAGAUACUGUAAUACAAAAGGAUUUAAAUAUAAAAUAAGUGAUUGGUGUUAGUUUGAAGCAAAGAUUCUGUAGAAUUAGGCACCUCAGGCACCCUCUUCUCUCAAAAUCAGAACUUUGCUACAAGACGUCAACAGGACAGGAAGAGUAUUCAUUGGAUGCCGCAGAAAUUAUAGCAACUGGUUCCAGGUCUAAAUGUUCUAAAACAGUACAGCAGUGCUGAAGGAAGAGAUAUUUGGUGAGACUGCAGAAGAAAUUCACACUGUACUCUUCCAUUUAGCAUGCAGUAGCUUGAGGGAUGUUCUAGAACAGAAUGAUAGCAAAGCUUACAUACUUUGAACUGAUACCUUUGGGCACUUAGUUUAUCAUUCAAGAACAUCAUAUUCCAUUAGGGGUGUAACGGUUCACAAAAUUCACGGUUCGGUUCGAUACGAUACACUGAUGUCACGGUUCGGUUCGGUUCGGUUCGGUACGUUUUAGAUACAGCAAAAUGCAAAAACAUCUCAAC
Molecule: messenger RNA, 1920 nt
Organism: Carassius auratus (goldfish)
Lineage: Eukaryota; Metazoa; Chordata; Actinopteri; Cypriniformes; Cyprinidae
Product: hyaluronan and proteoglycan link protein 1-like
Exons: 5
Coding region: 271-1332 (353 amino acids)
Biological process (GO): skeletal system development; positive regulation of neuroblast proliferation; cell adhesion
Cellular component (GO): synapse; perineuronal net
Molecular function (GO): hyaluronic acid binding
Source: RefSeq, a predicted model, not a curated record